Molecule: messenger RNA, 1911 nt
Organism: Acaulospora morrowiae
Lineage: Eukaryota; Fungi; Glomeromycota; Glomeromycetes; Diversisporales; Acaulosporaceae
Source: the annotation of a GenBank genome assembly
AUGCCAAUGAUCGAUCACUUUAGGAAUUUUAUACGUCAUGGCAAGCAAGCAAACCAAAAACUAAUUUCCCAAGAGAACAACACCUUUGAUUCCAACGCCACUGACAACAACCGCAUUUAUCCUGAAGUCAAGAGCAAGGUGGACAAUGCUACGGCUGUAGCGCAAAUAGUGGCCGAGGAAAGGGAGCAGAAGAAUAAAAUACCUACAUACCCAGGAUUAGAACGUUAUCGUAUAUUGGAGAAAAUGGGAGAAGGUGCAUUUAGUAAUGUCUACAAAGCAAUUGAUACAGAAACCAAAGAAAAAGUUGCCAUCAAGGUUGUGCGAAAGCGUGAACUCAAUUAUUCACAGGAGAGCGGUAUCUUUGAUUAUGUGGAAUACAACACGAUUAACCGUAACCAACGAGAAAUCCAGUCCGUUCGAAUGGACGAGAUGGUCAUGGGAGAUACCGCAACUACGUCAGUUAAAGAGUUCAAAAAUGUGCAAUCUCAUUCAUGUCAUUUGAUAAUAACCGUUCGUCUUUACAUUUCAACGACUGGUGUUAUUGUAGGAGAAACAUUUACAUCGCGACAUGAAAAAGAAACCUCGUGUCAUCGAGGUAUUUUAUUGUUCCAAAGAUGUCAGACAAUAGAUUGUUAUGUGUUGACUGCCAAGUCGUUGGCGUUCGUUAAACUAUUCCCCUUGAUAAAAAAAUAUCAUAAUUUCAUAUUCGAUAUCGAGAAUGCCAAUUCGCAAAAAUUUUUGCGUUCCAAUAUUCUUAAGGAAGUCCAGAUAAUGCGUCAACUGAAGCAUCCUUCGAUUAUUUCCCUAAUAUCGUUUUCCGAGUCAUCAGAAUAUUAUUAUUUGGUCCUCGAGUUGAUGGAAGGGGGUGAACUGUUUAACCAAAUUGUGAAGCUUACCUAUUUUUCGGAACCAUUAUCGCGACAUGUUAUUGUUCAAGUGGCUGAAGGAAUAAAAUAUUUGCAUGAAGAAAGUGGUAUUGUUCACAGAGAUAUAAAACCUGAAAAUCUUCUCUUUGAACCAAUCCCGAUAUUCCCUUCGAAGGAACCUCGGCCACCACCUGGUCCUAACGAUGAACCCAAAGAAGACGAGGGUGAAUUCAUCCCUGGUGUAGGAGGGGGUGGUAUUGGUAAAGUUAAAAUUGCCGACUUUGGCUUGUCCAAGGUCGUGUGGGACGAAAAGACAAUGACUCCGUGUGGAACGGUGGGUUAUACUGCUCCCGAAAUCGUCAAGGAUGAACGUUAUAGCAAGAGUGUUGACAUGUGGGCACUCGGCUGCGUCUUGUACACAUUGUUGUGCGGUUUCCCACCGUUUUAUGACGAGAGCAUUCAAGAACUAACUAAGAAGGUUGAGAAAGGACAGUAUACGUUUUUAAGUCCAUGGUGGGAUGACAUCUCUCUGUCAGCCAAAGACUUGAUUACAAACCUUCUCACUGUUGAUCCGGAUAAAAGAUAUACAAUUAAGCAAUUCUUUGAGCAUCCAUGGGUCAAAGAUGAGCCAUUCCAUCCAAAACCCUCUUUGGUACCAGUUGAUAGAUCGAUCAAUAAAGUCACUAGUAGGUCGAUUGAUGCGAAUCAACUGGCAAGUGUGGUCGAGCCUCCUCUUAUGUUCGAAGAGAUAUUAGGAACUCCAGGAGAAGGUGUACGCCGCGGAGGAAAGCUAGGUGCCUUAAACCCGUUUAGGAAUAAGUUUGUUCACCAAAUGAACGAUGAUGAUGAUCAUUCGGACGAAGAUGAAGAAAUAUCAUCGUCUUCAAAUGAACAAGUUACUUCUCGUGAAGUUCCAAACGAACCUGUGAAAAUGAAAUCUGGCUCCAAGAACAGUAAGGAGAAAUCUCGGCGUGUAGCUAUUGAGCUAAAUUUAGAGGGUGCAACAUUACUGGGAAGGAGACGCAAAAUCCCAGUAGGCGUAUAA